AUGAACAGGCACUGCUGGGGGCCCUGUGUUUCGCGAGUCGAGUUCAAGUUGGACGAGAUGAACAUAUCCAACUACGAUCCGACGCCAUCUCCGACCUCGUACCCGACACCCGACCCGACUGCCUAUCCGACUGCCUACCCGACUGCCUACCCGAUGCCGUACCCGACGCCUUAUCCGACGCCGUUCCCGACUGCCUGCCCGACUGCCUUCCCGACGCCGUACCCGACGCCUUAUCCGACGCCGUUCCCGACGGCCUACCCGAAUGCCUUCCCGACGGCCUUCCCGACGGCCUCCCCGACUGCCUCCCCGACGCCUUGCCCGACGCCUUAUCCGACGGCCUACCCGACGGCCUUCCCGACGGCCUUCCCGACGGCCUACCCGACUGCCUCCCCGACGCCUUGCCGUACCCGACGCCUUAUCCGACGCCCUUCCCGACGGCCUACCCGACGGCCUUCCCGACGGCCUACCCGACGGCGUACCCAGCGGCAUUCCCGACGCCCUUCCCCACAGUUUUCCCGACGCCUUUCCCGACGCCCAGCCCAACCCCCAGCCCGAGUUAUCCUCCAGGUUGGCCAACGCCACAUCCGACAUUUCUUCCUGCAGCUCCCAUGGCAGGCGGAGCUGGCGGAAACGCGGCUGCCACUGGCGACCCCCAUUUUCAAAACGUCCACGGCGAGUGAUUCGAUUUGA
This is a messenger RNA of Prorocentrum cordatum, 690 nucleotides long. The record is from the annotation of a GenBank genome assembly. NCBI's taxonomy places the organism in Eukaryota, Dinophyceae, Prorocentrales, Prorocentraceae.